Molecule: messenger RNA, 641 nt
Organism: Emiliania huxleyi CCMP1516
Lineage: Eukaryota; Haptophyta; Isochrysidales; Noelaerhabdaceae
Exons: 3
Source: RefSeq, a predicted model, not a curated record
GCGUCGACCUCUCCUACUCGAAGCUCGACUUCGUCGACUUUGCGUACGCCAGACUCGACGGCGCGCGGUUGUACAAGGCCACGCUCGCCACGCUCGUCGAGGCCAGCUUCAGGGGCGCGUCCGCCGUGGGGGCGGACUUGCGCGAGGGCAGCUUCAAAGACGCCGACCUCACGGCGGCCAACUUCUCGGCCGCAAAGCUCGUCAAGGCGGACAUCGUCGCGGCGAAGCUCAGCCGCGCAGACUUCUCGGGCGCCUCGCUGCAGCGCGCCACCCUCACCAUGCUGCGCGACGCCGCCGGCCCCUCCUUCGCCGCGGCAGACAUGCGAGGCGCCGUCCUCACCGACUCCGUCAUGCCCGACGCGUCGUUCGCGCGCGCUGACCUCACCGGCGGCGCUGACUUGCGAAACGCGAGCUUCCGGCACGCGACGAUGACCAGGCUGCAGGCGCAGCGGGUGCGCGCGUCCAACGCGGACUUCGACGGCGCGAAGCUGCGCGGCGCGAACUUUGACGGCGCGGACCUGACCAACGCGACCUUUCUGGGCUCCGACCUGCUCGGCGCAACCUUCGUUGGCGCGACCUGCACGGCGGUGGCGUGGGCGCCCCAGAACCGCUAUUCGACGUACUUUCGGAGCCCAUGCUGA